GCAUGAAACAUCGUUUAUCAAGUGAAAUCAACUAGCAUGAAGUUUAUGGUUGUUACAGGAUGAAACGCCUCCGGUUGUCCAGUAGCAGUGACAGUUCUGACAAUGAGAGUCCUUCCACUUCCUUCUGCUCCUCUAACAAAUAUGGCAGCAAACCUGGAACCCCUGCCUCCAACCCAAAGAAACCAGCUGAAGUGUUCAGAAAAGACUUGAUAAGUGCUAUGAAGAUACCUGAUUCCCACCAUGUAUCUCCAGAGGACUACUACCUGCUGGCAGACACCUGGAGGCAGGAGUGGGAGAAAGGAGUCCAAGUACCAGCGAGUCCAAACACCAUCCCAGAGCCUUCUGUUAGAGUUAUUGCAGAGAAGUCCAAAGAAGUGCUCUAUACCCACCAGAGGAAGUACAUUCAAUGUUCAAGCCAGGAAUCAACAGAACCAGAACCAUAUGUGAACAUCAAGGAGCUCGCAGAGGCCAUGUGUCGUUACGAUCUGGAUGAUAUGGAUCUGUACUGGCUGCAGACACUCAACCAGGAGCUACACAGAAUGGAGGAGGCGCCUGUAGAUGAACUAAUGAUGGAACGAGCCAUGGAGGCUCUGGAGAGGCAGUGUCAUGACAACAUGAAGCACGCCAUUGAAACGGUGGAAGGUCUGGGCAUCGAAUACGACGAGGAUGUUAUCUGUGAUGUGUGCCGUUCCCCAGACAGCGAAGAAGGGAACGACAUGGUGUUCUGUGAUAAGUGCAACAUCUGCGUACAUCAGGCGUGUUAUGGCAUUGUCAAAGUGCCUGUUGGCAACUGGCUCUGUAGGACGUGUGUCCUCAGCAUCGAUCCACAGUGUCUUCUGUGUCCCAAGAAAGGUGGUGCUAUGAAGGCUACGCGUGCCGGCACCAAGUGGGCUCACGUAAGCUGCGCCCUUUGGAUCCCAGAGGUGAGCAUCGCUUGUCCUGAGCGAAUGGAGCCUAUCACUAAAGUCUCCCACAUCCCUCCCAGUCGCUGGUCUCUCAUCUGCAGUCUGUGUAAACUAAAAACAGGGGCGUGUAUCCAGUGUUCAGUGAAGAACUGCACCAUUCCUUUUCAUGUGACGUGUGCCUUUGAGCACUGCCUGGAGAUGAAGACCAUUCUGGACGAAGGGGAUGAAGUGAAGUUCAAAUCUUACUGCCUCAAACACAGCAAGCCCAAACCUGGGGAGGCUGGUCUGAGCCCAGCUCGCUCGAAAACCCCUGGAGAAGCCGGUAAAGUGGGUCAAAGAGCACAGAGACUGCAGGAGUUGGAGGAGGGAUUCUACACUCUGAUCCGUCUUGGGGAGCUGGCACGGGACCUUGGGCUUUCUGAGCACCUGGUAGACUUCAUGUACCAGUACUGGAAACUGAAGAGGAAGUCCAGCUUCAACAAAGAGCUGCUGCCCCCCAAAGAGGAGGAGAACCUGGUGCUGCAGCCUCAGGAGGACAGCAUCCACACACGCAUGAGGAUGUUCAUGCACCUGCGGCAGGAUUUAGAGCGGGUAAGGAACUUGUGUUACAUGGUGAGUCGACGAGAGAAGCUGAAGCUGCUGCAAAGUAAAGGUCAGGAGCAAAUGUUCAACUUGCACGUGAAGCUGUUGAACCAAGAGAUAUCUGCCGGUCUUCCUGCUUCUUGCCCAGUGGAGAACAUGCUGUUUCGCCCUCCUCCCAGGAUCACUCUGAAGCUGAAGAUGCCCAAAGCCUUGAGUAAGGGAAACGCAAAUCCCACUUUCAAACCUGGCUUGAAGAUGUGUUCAUACACUAAACCUAGUGGUCUGCUCUGCCCAGACAUUAGCAGUAAUGUUUCUGAACACACUGCUGGGGGGCUUGGUCUUGGCAAGCCUCAGCUACUCACUCGUGGUGGCAAAGAGGAGCGCUCCAAUGGCCGAUUGACGUCCUCUGGUCACCCGAGCACCAUGCCGUUGACUGGGAGACCAACAAGCAAACAUUUGGCUUUGCAAGCCGCAUUCCAUGGUCAUUCUUCCAACAGCAAUGGUAAACUGGACCAGGACCGAACAGGUUUGCCCAAAUCUAACGGUGCAUUAGAAAAGCCUCAGAAGGACAGCUCCUGCCAAACGCCCAAUAACCGGGACGCCUCAAAGCUGGAUUUUAACUGUCGCAAGUCAGCCAUGGAACGCUUUGGCAGAUCCUUCAAAGAGGCAACUAUCAACUUGGUACGGACAACAGAGAACCUGCGAGUCUCCGAAAAUCUGUCCAGAAAGAGUUCGACUAAGGACAGACUGUGGGCAGCACCUGUGUUGGAACACAAAGUAAAAAACAGCCGAUCUUAUCAGGACAGCGAUGGGUACUGCCCCGACCUGGAGCUGAGCGAUUCAGAGCCAGAAGCCAAAGGUCGGUGCAGGCAGACUGCUCGACUCCUAAAGGAUAAGAAGGAAAAGCAGUCAUUCGGCUCCAGAACCACCACCCAAAGGUGAUGGCAGUCUGUCUCUCACAACACAUUCGUGUUAGUGACAAAGCCGUCAUGCUAAUGGUGCUGCACAAACGACUGCACAACUGACUGGUAACGUGAAACGGAGGCCAAAAUGUUCUACUUUUUUGCAUUUUUGAUAAAACUGUCCAAGAAUUUCAACUGAUUUUUUUUCUGACAGAACAAACCCCAAACAGCUGCUACACUUGUUUUCAUUUUGAUUUGUCACGUAGUGGGUGUAGAGAGUAAAAUGCUUCUGUGUUGGCUCCUACUGGAAAAAAUAACGAGAUAAAACAUCUGCGACUCAGAAAGGGAAGAAAUGUGCAAGAAAGUCUGUGAAAUGUGUCUUUGCUGUUACUUUUCUUGUUUAUACAAUAAAAAAUGUGCAUGAC
This is a messenger RNA of Nematolebias whitei (Rio pearlfish), 2814 nucleotides long. RefSeq names its product jade family PHD finger 3 (gene jade3). Gene Ontology annotation, biological process: regulation of transcription by RNA polymerase II. Lineage: Eukaryota; Metazoa; Chordata; Actinopteri; Cyprinodontiformes; Rivulidae. Gene Ontology annotation, cellular component: histone acetyltransferase complex. The record is from RefSeq and is a predicted model, not a curated record.